UCAAAAAUCAUGGCUGAAAGAUUAUUGGUAACAGCACUGAAGGGUGGCAGGAACACUAAGAUCCUUACUUUGAAUGGCAAGAGGAUUACCAAGAUGCCCUCGACACUGGAAAAACUGCCUAAUCUGAAGACUCUAGACCUUCAAAAUAAUUCCAUCUCCAAAGUAUGCCCAGAGCUAAGGACCUUGACCCAGUUGACGUUACUAAAUCUGGGAAACAAUCAUUUACAAGAAGUUCCUGAAGAGAUAAAAUAUCUUACCUCCCUGAAGAAUCUUCAUUUAUUUGGAAACAGGAUUUGCAGAAUUGCUCCUGGAGUUCUUAAUGGCCUACAUCGCUUGAUCAUGCUUAAUCUGAAUGACAACAGACUUACGAGUCUUCCUCAAGAAAUUGGCAGGUUAAGGAGUCUUACCUACUUAAGCCUCAACCGUAACAAUCUCACUGUGAUUCCCAAAGAGCUUUGUUCCCUUGAGCAUCUUUCUGAACUGCAUCUAAACUACAAUCAGAUCGUGUACAUCCCUGAGGAGAUCAAGUUCCUGAAGAACCUUCAGCAGCUCUUUCUGGUCAGGAACAACAUUGAAGAGUUGCCAGAGGAAAUUUGUCAUCUUGGAAAACUAAGAGUCCUGGACAUAGCUGGAAAUGUAAUCCAGAUAUUUCCAGCAGGCUUUCAGAAUCUAAGGCUGAGGGAGUUCUACUGUGAGGGAAACCCGCUCUUCCUGAAGAGGCCAUUUCUUGCUGUACAACCUAAAGACCUCUGGACUCUACGGGAAAUAGCAGCAAGAUUUGUCCUUUCUCUGUUAGAAGAAAACGACCCUUUGAUUAUGGAUGCCAUAGAGAGUUACCCAGAGGCCAAGGACAAACUCUCCAAAGCGAAAAAGUGUUCAAUAUGCAGGAAACCUUUUUUAUCUGAGUGGCUGGAGUGCGUUCACUUUGUGGCUCCAUCGAAGAACUGGAAGAUAAGCAGAAACCUAAAGCUGAUUCCUGUCCAGACAUCAGUCUGUUCCUAUCAAUGCUUUGACCAGCGUGAUCCUAAUGUCUUUGGAAUUGCUCAAGAGUAGAGCAGGAAGAAGAGCUCUCCUGUUGGUCCAUAUCUGAAGUAGAAGACAGUCAGAAAAUCUUGUGAUGUCUAUAGGUGCUCGCUGGACAUUCAGGGAAGAGAUGGCCCAUAUGGGUAGUAUAUAGUAUUGAACAUCAAAGUACCUUCAGUCACUGAAACUUUCAAAUAAAUGUUAUGACUCCUG
Messenger RNA from Mus caroli (Ryukyu mouse), 1236 nucleotides. It is a transcript of the gene Lrrc69, whose product is annotated as leucine rich repeat containing 69. The record is from RefSeq and is a predicted model, not a curated record. Gene Ontology annotation, cellular component: cytoplasm. NCBI's taxonomy places the organism in Eukaryota, Metazoa, Chordata, Mammalia, Rodentia, Muridae. Gene Ontology annotation, molecular function: protein binding.